Molecule: messenger RNA, 4264 nt
Organism: Pungitius pungitius (ninespine stickleback)
Lineage: Eukaryota; Metazoa; Chordata; Actinopteri; Perciformes; Gasterosteidae
Product: NLR family CARD domain-containing protein 3-like
Exons: 13
Coding region: 436-3807 (1123 amino acids)
Biological process (GO): intracellular signal transduction
Molecular function (GO): protein binding
Source: RefSeq, a predicted model, not a curated record
ACACAAGCUUCGAAGCAGGAGAGUUGGAGGUAACAACACCAGGGCUACGUAAGACACCCUGAGGUCUACAUCCACCUGUAGGAAAAACCUGUCAGACCCACUAGGUGAGAAGCCAGUGGCUGUCACCCAGUGUGUUGUAGCAGUUUAGACCGCUGGCCCUACUCCACAGGCCUUGCUACCUGUUAGCCCUCCUAUCCCCUGUCUACCAUUUUGUGUGUAUUUAUAUGUGUUCUGCAUAAUCUCCUGCUCCACCCUGCAGUCCAGAUGGUGGCGGUAAUGCACCGAACCGCCAAUAAACACUAAAAGAAGAAGAAGAAGAAGAAGAAGAAGAAGCGCAACAGCGCGUAAGCAGAAAGUUACCUGAGCUUCACUUUAACAUCUCAAAGUGUUCAGAUCCUCAGGUUGUUGUGAAGGUGUGAAGGUGUGGACUCUGCUAUGAAUCAGGCUGAGGACCCAGAGGACAGUGUCCCUCCCUCUGAAGCCCCUCUGUGGGGGGGACAUGACAGACAGACCAAAGCUCAGAGGACCCAACAGAGACCAGGACCUGGACCCAGCUGUGUGUCCAUGAAGAGUAACCAGUCUAUGAAUCAUCCUAUAGUCUUCAAAGAUGUCCGUCCCUCUGCUGAUGCAAGUUCACAUCAGAAGAGAAGAAAGUCUCCUGAACCCAGAUGUGUGUCCAUGAAGAGUCAUCAUUCUAUUGGUCAUCUGAUUAACUUCAAAGAUGAUCAGUCUAUUGAUCAUCCGAUUGACUUCAAAGAUGGAGGCCGUUCUUCUGACCCACAAGAGGACCAGGAGAUCUCAGAGGUUCCCACAGAGUCUGCCCAGCAGCAUCAAACCCACCUGGACUCCAUCUUCAUGCUGCUGGAGGAGAACAUCCUCACCUUUGUGAAGAACGAGCUGAAGAAGAUCCAGAAGGUUGUGAGUUCAGAUUACCCAGAAUGCUUAGAGAAGGAGGAUGAGGAGGUGCUGGAUGAAGAGCAGAGGAGGAGCAGAGAGGCAUUUGUGAAGAUCUCAGUGCACUUCCUGAGGAGAAUGAAGCAGGAGGAUCUGGCUGAGCGUCUGCAGAGCAGACUUUCUGCUGCAGUUUGUCACCGUGAACUCAAAUCCAACCUGAAGAAGAAGUUCCAGUCUGUGUUUGAGGGCAUCGCUAAAGCAGGAAACCCAACCCUUCUGAAUGAGAUCUACACAGAGCUCUACAUCACAGAGGGAGGGACUGCAGAGGUCAAUGAAGAACAUGAGGUCAGACAGAUUGAAACAGCAUCCAGGAGACCAGCCAGACCAGAAACUACCAUCAGACAAGAAGACCUCCUCAAAGCCUCAGCUGGAGGAGAAGAACCAAUCAGAACAGUGAUGACUAAGGGAGUGGCUGGCAUUGGGAAAACAGUCUUAACACAGAAGUUCACUCUGGACUGGGCUGAAGACAAAGACCACCAGGACAUACAGUUCACAUUUCCAUUCACCUUCAGAGAGCUGAAUGUGCUGAGAGAGAAGAAGUUCAGCUUGGUGGAACUUGUUCAUCACUUCUUCAGUGAAACCAGAGCAGCAGGAAUCUGCAGGUUUGAAGAGUUCCAGGUUGUGUUCAUCUUUGACGGUCUGGAUGAGUGUCGACUUCCUCUGGACUUCCACAACAAUGAGAUCCUGACUGAUGUCACAGAGACCUCCUCAGUGGAUGUGCUCCUCACAAACCUCAUCAGGGGGAAGCUGCUUCCCUCUGCUCGCCUCUGGAUAACCACACGACCUGCAGCAGCCAAUCAGAUCCCUCCUGAGUGUGUUGGCAUGGUGACAGAGGUCAGAGGGUUCACUGACCCCCAGAAGGAGGAGUACUUCAGGAAGAGGUUCAGAGAUGAGGAGCAGGCCAGCAGGAUCAUCUCUCACAUCAAGACCUCACAAAGCCUCCACAUCAUGUGUCACAUCCCAGUCUUCUGCUGGAUCACUGCUGGAGUUCUGGAGGACGUGUUGAAGACUAGAGAGGGAGGAGAGCUGCCCAAGACCCUGACUGAGAUGUACAUCCACUUCCUGGUGGUUCAGUCCAAAGUGAAGAAGGUCAAGUACGAUGGAGGAGCUGAGACGGAUCCACACUGGAGUCCAGAGAGCAGGAAGAUGAUAGAGUCUCUGGGAAAACUGGCCUUUGAUCAGCUGCAGAAAGGCCACCUGAUCUUCUAUGAAUCCGACCUGACAGAGUGUGGCAUCGAUAUCAGAGCAGCCUCAGUGUGCUCAGGAGUGUUCACUCAGAUCUUCAGAGAGGAGAGAGGACUGUACCAGGACAAGGUGUUCUGCUUCGUCCAUCUGAGUGUUCAGGAGUUUCUGGCUGCUCUUCAUGUCCAUCUGACCUUCUUCAGUUCUGGUGUCAAUCUGCUGUCAGAAGAACAAACAACUUCCCUGGAGUCUAAACGCUUAAAACACAAUCCUGAACCAGUGCGUCUCUACCAGAGUGCUGUGGACCAGGCCUUAAAGAGUCCUAAUGGACACCUGGACUUGUUCCUCCGCUUCCUUCUGGGUCUUUCUCUGGAGACCAAUCAGAGUCUCCUACGAGGUCUGCUGACACAGACAGGAAGUCAAUCACAGACCAAUCGGGAGACAGUCCAGUACAUCAAGGAGAAGAUCAGUGAGAAUGUGUCUCCAGAGAAAAGCAUCAAUCUGUUCCACUGUCUGAAUGAACUGAAUGAUGGUUCUCUAGUGGAGGAGAUCCAACGGUCCCUUAGAUCAGGACGACUCUCCACAGAUAAACUCUCUCCUGCUCAGUGGUCAGCUCUGGUCUUCAUCUUACUGUCAUCACAAGAAGAUCUGGAGGUGUUUGACCUGAAGAAAUACUCUGCUUCAGAGGAGGCUCUUCUGAGGCUGCUGCCAGUGGUCAAAGCCUCCAACAGUGACUGUAACCUCUCAGAGAGAAGCUGUGAAGUUCUGUCCUCAGUCCUCAGCUCCCAGUCCUCUAGUCUGAGAGAACUGGAUCUGAGUAACAACGACCUGCAGGAUUCAGGAGUGAAGCUGCUGUGUGAUGGACUGAAGAGUCCACACUGUGAACUGGAGACUCUCAGCCUGUCAGGCUGUCUGAUCACAGAGGAAGGCUGUGCUUCUCUGGUCUCAGCUUUGAGCUCCAACCCCUCCCACCUGAGAGAGCUGGACUUGAGCUUCAACCAUCCAGGAGACUCAGGAGUGAAGCUGCUGUCUGAUGGACUUGAGGAUCCUCACUGGAGACUGGAGACUCUCAGGGUGGAGCCUGCUGGAGUCCGAUGGAUGACACCAGGUCUGAGGAAGUAUUCCUGUGAACUCACAAUCGACACAAACACAAUAAACAGAGAACUCAAACUGUCUGACAACAACAGGAAGGUGACACGUGUGAAGAAGGUUCAGACAUAUCCUGAUCAUCCAGACAGAUUUGACUACUGGCCUCAGCUGCUGUGUAGAACUGGUCUGACUGGUCACUGUUACUGGGAGGUCAAGUGGAGAGGAGACGUUGAAGUAUCAGUGAGUUACAGAGGAAUCAAGAGGAAAGGAAACAGUGAUGACUGUGAGUUUGGACGCACUGAUCAGUCCUGGAGUCUGUGGUGCUCUGAUGGAGGUUACUCUGUCCUUCACAAUAAUACAGUAACACCCAUCACCUCCUCCUCCUCCUCCUCCUCCUCCUCUGGUAGAGUAGCAGUGUAUGUGGACUGUCCUGCUGGCUCUCUGUCCUUCUACAGAGUCUCCUCUGACUCACUGAUCCACCUCCACACCUUCAGCACCACAUUCAGUGAACCUCUUUAUCCUGGGUUUGGGUUUGGGUUCUGGUUCAGGUCUGUUUCCUCAGUGUCUCUGUGUCCUCUGUAGGACGGAGAGUCUCCUCCUGGUGGAGAACCUUCCUCUCUGCUCACCACAUAGUUCAGUGUGUACAGCUGAUGGAGGUCCAUGUGGGUGUAGGUGCAGGUGGAGCAGGUGAGGGGUACCUGAGCUGGUCUGGACUCUGGGGGUCCACAGCUCUCUGGGACUUGUGCUGUUGCAGAUGAACGUGUGAAAGAGCUCAGCGAGGUGUGUUUUAAUGUCUCUGUGCUCGAUGCCUCUGUGGAUGAAUCAAUAAUCAUCAUUUAGAUGUUAACUCUUAAUUACAGUUUAAUCUUAAUCUUUAUGUGUCACAAUGUUCAAGAAGACAUUUUAUACGACUAAUGUAUCUGUUUGAUAAAUUGUACUCAAAUUUUAACUUCAAAUAUUUCAAUGUGUCACAUUAAAGAUUAUUUCACAUCAUCUGCUUUGUUCCUUUUUAAAGCUUCAGCAAACCUCUGAAAAAAAG